ACGGAUUCUCAGACAAGGCUUGCGAAUGCCCCGCAGCUAUCAUUUAACUGCGCCCGCAGAGCAGUUACGGUUUGUCACCCGACCCUCCCGGAUCGCCUCAUUUGUCCCUAGUGAGAUCCCGAGUCUCUGCCCGCGCCGGGCUUCUCAGUAGCUGGAUGUAUGACGUGCUCCGGGCAGCGCGGGCGCAGGGCACGCGUUCGCGCACACCCGCGCACACACGAAAAGGCGCAAGAGCUGAACCGAGACCGGUUUCCAUUUCAAAAAAGGAGACGGCCUCUACUGCAUUAUUAGAAGAGACCGUGGUGUGAAUUAGGGACUGGGAGGCGUCAGAGCGGAGCAACGGUUCAUCUCAGAGACUAAUUUUCUGGAGUUUCUGCCCCUGCUCUGCGUCAGCCCUCACGUCACUUCACCAGCAGUAGCAGAGGCGGCGGCGGCGGCGGCGGCGGCUCCCGGAAUUGGGUUGGAGCAGGAGCCUCGCUCGCUCCUUCGCUCGCGCUCUCCGAGCUCCGUGCCCAGCGGCAGGAGGAGCCUGGACACAGGCGCCGCCGGCGGGCGGUAGGUGCCAGAGCCCGGCCCCGAGGUGCGUCCCGGAUCCCAGCGCGAGUCUAGCCAGGAGCCUGCGCCCCAGAGUGUCCCGGGAGCGCCGCGGGCUGGUGCUCGGCUCGCCGGGCCAUGCAGCGGCGGCCGCGGCGGAGCCCCGAGCGGCGGUAGCGCCCCCUGUGAGGAGGCCCGGGAUGCCCCUGCCACUGUGAACGGUGCCGUCCUCCAGGGCACGCUCAGCCCCGGACACGCUCGGCUCUGCACGCCUGAGACGAGCACCGAGAGGAGACAGCGGCGAGCGGGGCAAAGGCCGCCCAGCACCGGCAGGGGAGGCCGACCGGUGCCGCGCAGGGACACGUACUCAGUCUGACUCGGGCUGGCACUGGUGGCUAGGAAUGUCGUCCUGGACGAGGUGGCAUGGGCCCGCCAUGGCGCGGCUCUGGGGCUUCUGCUGGCUGAUCGUGGGCUUCUGGAGGGCCGCUCUUGCCUGUCCCACGUCCUGCAAAUGCAGCGCCUCUCGGAUCUGGUGCAGCGACCCUUUUCCUGGCAUCGUGGCAUUUCCGAGGCUGAAGUCUACCAGUGCAGACCUCGAGAACAUCACCGAAAUUUACAUUGCAAAUCAGAAAAGAUUAGAAAUCAUCAACGAAGAUGAUAUUGAAGCUUAUGUGGGACUGAAAAACCUGACCAUUGUGGAUUCCGGAUUAAAAUUUGUAGCUCAUAAAGCAUUUCUGAAAAACAGCAACUUACAGCACAUCAAUUUUACCAGAAAUAAACUGACGGUAUUGUCUAGGAAACAUUUUCAUCACCUUGACUUGUCUGAGCUGAUCCUGGUGGGCAACCCAUUUACAUGCUCCUGUGACAUUAUGUGGAUCAAGACUCUUCAGGAGACUAAACCCAGUCCAGAAACUCAGGACUUGUACUGCCUCGAUGAAAACAGCAAGAAUAUUUCCCUGGCAAACCUGCAGAUACCCCAUUGUGGUUUGCCAUCAGCAAAUUUGGCUGCACCUAACCUCACUGUGGAGGAGGGAAAGUCUAUCACAUUAACUUGUAGUGUUGCAGGCGAUCCAGUUCCGAAUUUAUACUGGGAUGUUGGUAAUCUGGUUUCCAAGCAUAUGAAUGAAACAAGCCACACACAGGGCUCCUUAAGGAUAACUAACAUUUCAUCUGAUGACAGUGGAAAGCAGAUCUCUUGUGUGGCAGAAAAUCUUGUAGGAGAAGAUCAAGAUUCUGUCAACCUCACUGUACAUUUUGCUCCAACUAUCACAUUUCUCGAAUCUCCAACCUCAGACCACCACUGGUGCAUUCCAUUCACUGUGAAAGGCAACCCCAAACCAGCGCUUCAGUGGUUCUAUAAUGGGGCAAUUUUGAAUGAAUCCAAAUACAUCUGUACUAAAAUCCAUGUUACCAAUCACACGGAGUACCACGGCUGCCUCCAGCUGGAUAAUCCCACUCACAUGAAUAAUGGGGACUACAAGUUAGUAGCCAAGAAUGAGUAUGGGAAGGAUGAGAAACAGAUUUCUGCUCACUUCAUGGGCUGGCCUGGAAUCGAUGAUGGUGCAAACCCAAAUUAUCCUGAUGUAAUUUAUGAAGAUUAUGGGACUGCAGCAAAUGACAUUGGGGACACCACGAACAGAAGUAAUGAAAUCCCUUCCACAGAUGUUGCUGACAAAACCGGUCGGGAACAUCUCUCGGUCUAUGCUGUGGUGGUAAUUGCAUCUGUAGUAGGAUUUUGUCUGCUGGUAAUGCUGUUUCUGCUGAAGUUGGCAAGACACUCCAAGUUUGGCAUGAAAGAUUUCUCAUGGUUUGGAUUUGGGAAAGUAAAAUCAAGACAAGGUGUUGGCCCAGCCUCAGUUAUCAGCAAUGAUGAUGACUCUGCCAGCCCACUCCAUCACAUCUCCAAUGGGAGUAACACUCCAUCGUCUUCAGAGGGUGGCCCUGAUGCUGUCAUUAUUGGAAUGACCAAGAUUCCUGUCAUUGAAAAUCCCCAGUACUUUGGCAUCACCAAUAGUCAGCUCAAGCCAGACACAUUUGUUCAGCACAUCAAGCGACAUAACAUUGUUCUGAAAAGGGAGCUAGGCGAAGGAGCCUUUGGAAAAGUUUUCCUAGCUGAAUGCUAUAACCUCUGUCCUGAGCAGGACAAGAUCUUGGUGGCAGUGAAGACGCUGAAGGAUGCCAGUGACAAUGCACGCAAGGACUUCCACCGCGAGGCCGAGCUGCUGACCAACCUCCAGCACGAACACAUCGUCAAGUUCUAUGGCGUCUGCGUGGAGGGUGACCCGCUCAUCAUGGUCUUUGAGUACAUGAAGCACGGGGACCUCAACAAGUUCCUCAGGGCGCACGGACCUGACGCCGUGCUGAUGGCCGAGGGCAACCCGCCGACGGAGCUGACGCAGUCGCAGAUGCUUCACAUCGCCCAGCAGAUCGCUGCGGGCAUGGUCUACCUGGCGUCCCAGCACUUCGUGCACCGAGACCUGGCCACCCGGAACUGCCUGGUGGGCGAGAACCUCUUGGUGAAGAUUGGGGACUUCGGCAUGUCCCGGGACGUGUACAGCACUGACUACUACAGGGUCGGUGGCCACACAAUGCUGCCCAUUCGCUGGAUGCCUCCAGAGAGCAUCAUGUACAGGAAGUUCACCACCGAAAGCGACGUCUGGAGCCUGGGGGUCGUGUUGUGGGAGAUCUUCACGUAUGGCAAACAGCCCUGGUACCAGCUGUCGAACAAUGAGGUGAUAGAAUGCAUCACUCAAGGCCGAGUCUUGCAGCGACCUCGAACGUGCCCCCAGGAAGUCUAUGAGCUGAUGCUGGGGUGCUGGCAGCGAGAGCCCCACAUGAGGAAGAACAUCAAGGGCAUCCACACCCUCCUUCAGAACUUGGCCAAGGCAUCUCCGGUCUACCUGGAUAUACUAGGCUAGGGCCCUUUCCCCCAGACCGAUCCUUCCCAAAGCACCUCCUCAGUUGGGCCGAGAGGAUGAACGUCUUUUAACUGCCGCUGGAUGCCAUCAAUCUGCUGUUCUUCGCUCUGACAGUAUUAACUACAAAGACACCGAGAAGCUUUCCGAGGGAAGCAAUGUGUACUUCUC
Kogia breviceps (pygmy sperm whale) is the source of this 3620-nucleotide messenger RNA. It is a transcript of the gene NTRK2, whose product is annotated as neurotrophic receptor tyrosine kinase 2. Gene Ontology annotation, cellular component: neuronal cell body; axon; dendritic spine. Gene Ontology annotation, biological process: positive regulation of phosphatidylinositol 3-kinase/protein kinase B signal transduction; multicellular organism development; trans-synaptic signaling by neuropeptide, modulating synaptic transmission. Lineage: Eukaryota; Metazoa; Chordata; Mammalia; Artiodactyla; Physeteridae. The record is from RefSeq and is a predicted model, not a curated record. Gene Ontology annotation, molecular function: brain-derived neurotrophic factor receptor activity; brain-derived neurotrophic factor binding; axon guidance receptor activity.